GGAGUACUUACCUCACUCAAAGCAGGUGUGGAGGAGCAGGUCACCAACCAUUGGUGACAAUGGGGAAAAGAAGGAACACAUCCACCUGGGCACUGCUGUGGAUGGCAGUGUCUGCUGGAUUCAUUUCUACAGGAGCAGACAUAUCCCAGUACCCUCAGCAGAACACUGACCAGCAGUGGCAGUAUGACAACGUCCCAUCAAGCCCAAAGACAACAGUGAGCACCCAAGCAAUUACAAUCAUUCCCACAAUGACCAUAACCCCAAUCACUGCAGGUGUAAGUCCAGUACACAAUGGCCAGGUCUGCAGCACAUGGGGGAGCUACCACUUCAAGACCUUCGAUGGGGACUUCUUCCAGCUCCCCUCCACGUGCAACUUCAUCUUGACCUCAAACUGCAGGAACCCUUAUGAGGACUUCAACAUCCAGAUGAGGCGCCAAGUGGUCGAUGGGGAGCCCACAAUAAGUGCAAUCACCAUGAAGCUGGACGGGACUGUGGUGGAGCUCUCCAACGGCUUGGUUAUCGUUAAUGGAAAGACAAUCAAGCUGCCAUUUAGUAAUGCUGGAGUGCUGAUUCAGAAGACCACUUCCUACAUCAGAGUCACGUCCAAGCUGGGCUUACAAGUGAUGUGGAAUGAAGAUGACUCUUUCAUGGUGGAACUGGACACUAAAUACAAAAACACAACCUGUGGACUCUGUGGAGACUUCAAUGGUGUCCAGCUGUAUAAUGAAUUUUUUAAAAAUGAUGUAAAAAUAAGUCCUUCUGACUUUGCUAAUUUUUGGCGGAUGGAUGGGCCCACGGAAAUCUGUCAGGACAUCCAACUUGAGUUUGCUGAGGGCUGUACGGAUGAGGAACAAACUUGCCAGACACUCCUGUCCAGCUCUGCAUUGAGCAGCUGCCAGAACUUGGUCCCCACUGAUCCCUUUGUUCAGGCCUGUGUGACAGACAUGUGCCACUGUAACAACAGCAGCAACAGCUCUUUUUGUGUAUGCAACACUAUUUCGGAGUAUUCCCGCCAGUGCGUGCAUGCUGGUGGGAAACCCCAGGAAUGGAGGACCACCCAGUUCUGUGCUAAAUCAUGCCCCUUCAACAUGGAGUACAAAGAGUGCGGGAUCCCCUGUUUCGAUACCUGCUCUAACCUGGAGACAAGCCAGGUGUGUGAGGAGCACUGCACGGAUGGAUGUUUCUGCCCACAAGGCACCAUUUUUGACGACAUCUCCGGGGGUGGCUGUGUACCGGUGAAUGAUUGCCCCUGCAUAUAUGAGAAGAAGGUCUACACAUCUGGAGAGUCACACACAGACACCAGUAGGGAUUGUGAAUGCUUUGGGGGCAAGUGGAACUGUACAGACAGGACUGGUCCCUCCACCUGCUCUGUGGAGGGGGGUUCACAUGUCACCACCUACGAUGGCAAGAUGUAUACUUUCCACGGAAGCUGCAGUUUCAUACUCAGCACGCUGUGUAACGGAACAGACUUCACCGUCCUGGGGGAACUGGGCAAUUGCGGGCUGACAGACACAGAGACCAGCCUCAAGUCUGUCACUGUGGCCAUCCAAAAUGGAACCAUUGUUAUCACAGUCCAUCAAGAUAGAAAGGUGUUUGUAAAUGGAAUGGCUUCCCAGCUGCCACUUUCAACAGCUUCUUUUAUUAUGUUCAUGCCUUCCACCUUCUACAUCAUUGUCCAAACUUCUGUUGGGAUUCAGCUUGAAAUCCAGCUUGUCCCCAUCAUGCAGGUCCAUAUCACCGCCGACCUGACUUACAGCGGAAAAACCUGCGGUCUCUGUGGAAACUUUAACAAAAACCAGAAUGAUGACUUUCAGUCCCAGCAUGGGCUGGUGGAGGGAACAGCUGUGAGCUUUGUGAACACCUGGAGGAUGAAACCCAUGUGCCCAGAUGUCAAAAGUCAUUAUGAAAACCCCUGUAGCCUGAGUGUGGAGAACGAGAAAUAUGCCCAGUAUUGGUGUUCUAUGCUGUCUGAUCCAAAAGGAGUGUUUGCUCCAUGCCAUUCUGUGAUAAGACCAGAUAAAUACCAAAAAAAUUGCAUGUAUGACACCUGUAACUGUGAGAACACAGAGGACUGCAUGUGCGCUGCCAUCUCCUCAUACGUCCGUGUCUGUACAAGAGCAGGAGUAUCACUUCAAGGCUGGAGAGCCUCCAUUUGUCAAAAGUACACCAACUGUCCCAGCACUAUGACCUAUUCGUAUGACAUGACCAGCUGUCGUCGCAGCUGUCGUUCCAUCAGCGAGACUGACUACACCUGUCAGGUGAACUUCACAGCUGCGGAUGGCUGUGGCUGUCCUGAAGGGAGUUUCAUGGAUGACAGUUCAAGAUGUGUCCCAUCCACAAAGUGCUCCUGCUAUUACAAGGACUAUGUGAUUUUACCUGAACAAUCCAUCAACAUAAAUGGAGCCAUAUGUACAUGCAAACAGGGGACACUGAACUGCAUAGGAAGUCCAGAUGUGAAAACAACUUGUAACGAGCCAAUGGUUUUCUUCAACUGCUCAGAUGCUGAGUUGGGUGCUACAGGCAGUGAAUGCCAGAAGAGCUGCUUGAGUCUUGACUUAGCUUGUGUCAACAAAGGGUGUACUUCAGGCUGUGUGUGCCCCCCUAACCUGGUGUCUGAUGGCAAUGGAGGCUGUAUAGAGGAGGAGCUCUGUCCCUGCAUCCAUAAUGGAGUUCCACACCAACCUGGAGAAACCAUUCAACAUGACUGCAAUACAUGUACUUGCAAGGAGAGGAAAUGGCAGUGUACAAGUAAAAAGUGUGAUGGCACCUGCUUUGUCUAUGGAGAUGGACAUUAUUCCACUUUUGAUGGGAAGAGGUACAAUUUCAAUGGAAACAGUGAAUACAUUCUUACUCAGGACUACUGCAGCAACAGCAAUGGCACCUUCAGAGUCAUUACUGAGAACAUUCCAUGUGGCACGACUGGCACUACCUGUUCCAAAGCCAUAAAGCUUUUCUUGGGGAACAAUGAGCUUAUACUGACAGAGGGUAACUACAAAGUUGUUGAAAGAGAUUCAGGGGAAGAAGUGCCCUACAAGAUCCAUAUCAUAGGCAUUUACCUUGUCAUUGAAACUGAAAAUGGCCUCGUCCUGAUGUGGGACAGGAAAACCAGCAUUUUUAUCAAACUGAGUCCAACAUUUCAGGGCCAAAUUUGUGGCCUUUGCGGAAACUACGACGGAAAUGGAAAUAAUGACUUCACUACCAGGAGCCAAGCAGUGGUUGUGGAUCCUGUGGAAUUUGGAAACAGCUGGAAAGUCUCUCCCAGCAGUCCUGAUGCUAUGAGCACCAAAGAUCCCUGUGCCAGCAACCCAUACAGGAAGCCCUGGGCCCAGAAACAGUGCAGCAUCAUCAACAGCAACGUAUUCGCGGAUUGCCACAGUCGAGUGGACCCCAGCUCAUACUAUGAUUCCUGUAUGACAGAUACAUGUGCCUGUGACAGCGGAGGGGAUUGUGAGUGUUUCUGCACAGUAGUGGCAGCCUAUGCUCAGGCUUGUAAUGAAGCUGGUGCCUGUAUUGCCUGGAGGUCCCCCAAGAUUUGUCCUUUGUUUUGUGACUACUACAAUCUCCCUGAUAAAUGUGAGUGGCACUACCAGCCAUGUGGUGCUCCUUGCAUGAAAACAUGCAGGAAUCCAUCAGGGAAAUGCUCCAGUCACAUUCCAAAACUGGAAGGUUGCUAUCCCAAAUGCUCUUCAAAGAAGCCAUUUCUUGAUGAAGACUCAAUGGAAUGUGUGGCUGCUGAAAUGUGUGGAUGCUAUGAUAUGCAGGGGAAACAUUAUGAGACCGGAGAUACUGUUCCAUCCACAAAAAAUUGCCAAACCUGCCGUUGCUUGUCUACUGGACUGACCUGCAACUAUGAUGUGAAUGCUUGUUCCUGCGCAUACAAAGGAAACCAGUACCCAUAUGGAACCACAAUUUACCACACGACUGAUGGUGAUGGCAGCUGCAUCACUGCAGUAUGUGGAGUGAACGGGACAAUAACCAGGAGCAUGUAUCCCUGUGAGACUACUGUGAGCACAACAACAUCAACAAAGACCACAUUAUCAGCAUGGACAACGACGGCUGGAUCAACAACAAUCUUUGUGUUCUCCACACCAACUGAAACCAGCGGCCCAUCAACGACUGUUGUGUCCACCACAGUGACGGAGGAAAGUACAGCUUCAACAUCCGAAGUCUCCACAGCAACGCCGUCCACCGGUUGA
Messenger RNA from Scleropages formosus (Asian bonytongue), 4196 nucleotides. RefSeq names its product mucin-5B-like. Gene Ontology annotation, cellular component: extracellular matrix. The transcript is spliced from 32 exons. Gene Ontology annotation, molecular function: protein binding. The coding region runs from base 60 to 4196 and encodes 1378 amino acids. NCBI's taxonomy places the organism in Eukaryota, Metazoa, Chordata, Actinopteri, Osteoglossiformes, Osteoglossidae. The record is from RefSeq and is a predicted model, not a curated record.